ACAGCGUCAAAACUGCCCUCUGUCUGGCCGUGCUCGGUGCCCUCGGACCGGGCUUUCUCGCAGGGAGCGGGUUGUCAAGUUGCUCGGGCCGCCCCUGUGCCCGAGGCUUUGGUCUCCCGUUCUCUCUUUGGAGCAAACCUGAGGGUUCUGGGAAGGUCCGACUUUCCGUCUCCCGGACGCCCUGUUCUGAUUUGUCCCUUCUGCCUUGCUUCUUCCCGCCUGUCGCUCCCCCUCUGGUCCUUCCCCGCCGGGCAAGCAGGUUGCGCUGGAUGACCUAAGUCCGGGAGAUCCUUUCCAGUCCUGACAGUCUGUCAUUCAGUCAGAUGUGAUCAUCGUCAUCAUCAAAACCCGCCACAUGCCACGGUCUGAACCCUUUCCUUCAAGGGGCUGGCUGAUUUUAGAGCACUUGGACGGCCCAGGCAGAGAGGUAGAUGAGGAGAGAGACGCGGCUCUGGCAGAGAAAAACCAGCCCGCCGUACUCAGAAAGUAAAGAUAGCGGCCGCACCCCGCCAGAAGACCGGAGCCGGCCAGAGGCGGAGAGACUGGGGAGCUAGAGGAGGACAGAAAUGCAUUUGAGCAAGUCCAGGCAAAAAAGGGUGGAGAUCCAGCGGCGCCCUAAGUGCCGGAGUCCUUCCAGAGAGCUCUGGGGGUCCAUGCUGAGAAAAUGCUGGAAGUUCCUCUUCUGAAGGUGGCAAUGGCCUUCCUCCUGUCAUACCCUAUGCUGAGGACCAUCAGCCUCCAUCUACACUCAGCGGUUACUGGCAGUUACCUCUCUGGGACUCACUCGGUUGCCUUUGUCAACUGCCCCAAUGAACAGAUUGCCAGAGACAUAGCCAGAACCAUCCUAGAUAAGAAGCUGGCUACCUGUGUGAAUAUCUUGCCGAGGGCCUCCUCUCUGUACUUUUGGAAGGGAGAGAUUGAAGAAACUACUGAAAUCCUUUUGUUAGUGAAAACGAAGACUUCCAAAAUACAUGAACUCUCUAACUACAUCAGAUCAGUUCAUCCUUUUGAAAUUCCUGAACUCUUCAGCCUUCCCAUCGACCAAGGAAAUCCUGCUUAUUUAAAGUGGAUUGAGGAAGGGGUAGCUGAGGACUGAGCAGAAGUCCACUCUGCUUUCUGGUGUGACAGUUUGCACAUUGCUGGCCUUCCACAGUGGGAAGAGCUUUAUAGAGAGCUGGGCAGGAAUAGAGACAGUUGCUGUCCUUUGGAUUGCAACAUAUUUAGAAGAUAAUUAACUUAUGGAUUCUGAUGCUUUAUGUUAGCUCUUUGCCCAUUUCAGGUAAUGAGCAGAAGAAGUGAAAGCAUAUUGAAUGAGAGAGAAGAAACUAUGUACUUCAAUCCCUCCUUUCCCCUCAUGAUGAGAAUUUAAUUCUUUAAGGGGCUUGUGAGGGUUCUACCCUGCCUCUCUUCCCUAUAACCUACUACCAUAAACACUGCUAGAUAUACCACCAAUCCUUGGAAUGUCUCUUUUCUCAGAAAGAACCUUUUAGUAAAAAAUAGAAACUAGGUUAAAAAAGGUCUGCUUUUCAGUUGCCUUUAUUGCCUUAUUAGGAAGAAACCUGGUAAACUAAUUUUUACCCUUACGUUAUGGAGCUAGAUAUGAUUUUUUCUCAAAAAUAUUUUUUCCUUUUAAAUUAUUUUAUUUUUC
Sarcophilus harrisii (Tasmanian devil) is the source of this 1648-nucleotide messenger RNA. RefSeq names its product protein CutA homolog. The record is from RefSeq and is a predicted model, not a curated record. Bases 665 to 1096 code for a protein of 143 amino acids. The transcript is spliced from 6 exons. Gene Ontology annotation, molecular function: copper ion binding. Gene Ontology annotation, biological process: response to metal ion. NCBI's taxonomy places the organism in Eukaryota, Metazoa, Chordata, Mammalia, Dasyuromorphia, Dasyuridae.